This is a messenger RNA of Schistocerca cancellata (South American locust), 900 nucleotides long. RefSeq names its product skin secretory protein xP2-like. The transcript is spliced from 4 exons. The coding region runs from base 1 to 900 and encodes 299 amino acids. NCBI's taxonomy places the organism in Eukaryota, Metazoa, Arthropoda, Insecta, Orthoptera, Acrididae. The record is from RefSeq and is a predicted model, not a curated record.
AUGGCCGCGGAAAUCACUGAAGAAACAACGGGCGCCCCUGGGCCCGGGGUAGCGCCGCCAGAACCUCCAAUUAUAGCGGCCGUUUUAUUUUUUUGCAAGCCGACCUCGCGACGAGAGGCGGAGAGCCGCCGCCGAGGCGCGCCAGCCAGCCCCGGCCAGCCCCCGGCUGCCGGGACCGGCUCCCCUGCAGUUUUUCUGUCGGCCAUAACUCAGCCGGCCGCCCUGCCGCCCCCUCUUGUUCCCCCCACCGCCCCCGCCCCCUACAAAGUAAUAACGAGCGUUUACUGCGGCCGCCGACACAAAUCGUUAUAUUACGGCCCCGGCGCUGGUGCCGGUGCAGGAGGCAGCGCAGCCGCCGCCUCCACGGACAGGAAUCUGCAAACAGCCGCCGCGCUGCUACACACAGCUGACCGCGCCGCCAGCGAGCACCAUGAAACGCCGGGCCGCCUCGGCUGCGGCCGCAGCUGCUCGCCUCCGGUGCGGCGGUGCCGCCUGCUGGCACGGCGGCGGCUCCGCUCGCGGGCGCCGCGCCAGCCAGCCUUUGGCAGCGCAGCGGGCGGCAGCCGGCCGUCCGACGGCGACGCUGCAGCCCGCGCCCCGCCCCACCUCCGUCCGACAACUGGUUUGUCAUCGGAGGCGCCGCGGCCGGCCACGGCAGAGCAGGGACAGCGGCGAGCGGCGAACGCCUGCUGGAGGGCUAUUACCGCUCCAGCUCCCGCUCCUGCGGCGCCUGGAUUAUUCCAGCAGGCAGGCGGGGCAGGCCUUGAGGCCCCAGCCGCAGUCAACGGCCUCGGGCGCGGCCUCCAGGCGCCGCUGGAAGGAAGCCGACGCUCCGAACAGGUGUGCGGGCCGCGCUCACUAGCCGGCUGUCUCGCCGACACGGCGGAAUCAAGAUUAUAA